AUGGCUAGCCGUGCCUUCCGAAAUGGCAGUGAUCUUUAUCAGGAGGCUACUGUGUCUGAAGAUGCCAUUGGACCGCUGCAGGCUCCAGAGGAAAAAUGCACUGAGAUCAUCACCAGGUCUUACAAUCCUGACAGGAAGUUUUGGCAGCAGGUUCCGAAGUUGCCAGAUGAGAAGCCUCCCAAGAUCCCCAAGGAGGAGAUCAAGAUUGAUAUCCUUGCCCUCCGGGCAAAAGCCAUUGCUCGCUUGGAGAAGGACAAGGUGUCUCUGACCUUGAAAGGUCUGCCAGCAACACCACAGACCGGGAUUACCAAGGUUCCAUCCAUGGAGGGUGAUGAGAAACAGGAUGACAUUGAACCCAAGGUUUCUGGCAAGAGCUCGGGCCGCGGUCGUGGUAAAGGUCCUUCGGUCCCAGGUUUUGAAGACCCUCCAGUGGCUGCAGCAGCUCACCCCGAGGAAACGACAGCAGCUCAGCCCAAGGCCAAGGCCAAGGCCAAGGCCAAAGGUGCAAGAGCAGCCCGAAACACCAAGGGCACUUUCGCUGGCCGGCGUCCCCCAAGCAACCCUCAGAAGCUCGCGGUUUUCCUGAAAAUGAAGGAGUUGUACCAUGAGACCAAAUCCAAGCCCAUUCCUGGUGACCGGAAGAGGAAAGGAAAGGGCGCCAGUGAAACCCAAGGAGAGUACUGGGGAUUCAUGCAGCAGAAGAUGGCUGAGUUGGCAAAGCAAGGUGUCCAAGGAGGUGAACGCAUGAAGUUGGCAGCAAAGGCUUGGAAGGAACGCCCUGGCAAUGAAGGCAAGAGCAAAGCCAGUGCCAAGGCCAGUGCAGAGGUUCCAAAACCCACAGAGGGGACGAAAUGGAUCUUGUUUCAUGGCACAACAGAACCUGUGCGCUUGGACAUGCUCACCAGUGACCAAGAGCUGAUGUUGGAGAAUGGCACGCCGCAUGUCUAUGUGGAGGCACCUGAGCACUGA
Messenger RNA from Cladocopium goreaui, 969 nucleotides. The record is from the annotation of a GenBank genome assembly. NCBI's taxonomy places the organism in Eukaryota, Dinophyceae, Suessiales, Symbiodiniaceae.